GAUGAGGACGCAUACAUUAAUUGUACGACGAAUUUGGAUUUGAAUCGUGUCUUCAUUGAUACUGUGAAAAGUUUAUUAAUCCGUCAUCGCGUUCGUAGGUCCAAACAGUACUUUAGUCAUUCAAAUAACGGAUUUGCUCUUUAAACAUGUCACAGUUUGUAGGGAAAUGGAAAGGAAAUAAAGCGUCGAGGAAAAAUUUUGAGGAGUACUGCAAAAUGACUGGGGUUCCUGAUUUGGUCGAAAAGUAUCGUAAUGCCACUACAACGGUUGAAUAUGAAAAGGAAGACGAGAACUGGACCAUGACCGUCAUAUCAGAUGCAAUGCCAGCACCGCGGGUAUACAAGUAUAAAUUAGGAGAGGAAUGCGUUUCUCAAGACGCACAAGGGCAAGGUAUUAAGUUUACAGCUGUUAUCAAUUCUGAUGGGAGCAUGGUAGAUUCGAGUAGCUUCGAAAGAAUGGGAUGGAAACCAACUACAACCACAAGGAAAGUUAACGGCAAUAAAAUGAUUGUGGAAACUAAAACUGGAGAUGCUACCAUGUCGUAUGAAAUGGACAAAGUGUAAAUUAUACAAUUUAUCUUCGGUGUGUUAAUGCUGAAAAACUUGGUGAUUUACGCAGUGAAUAUACGACAAAGACUCUUGAUAUUUUGAUGUUUGCAAAUGAACAAUCUCUGAGUAAAAUAAAAAUAUGUCUGGUUAUAUUGAUUUUACCAGUUUUCUUUAAAAUGCACAUUCUGUUA
This is a messenger RNA of Mytilus trossulus (common blue mussel), 739 nucleotides long. RefSeq names its product gastrotropin-like. The record is from RefSeq and is a predicted model, not a curated record. The coding region runs from base 147 to 563 and encodes 138 amino acids. The transcript has 4 exons. NCBI's taxonomy places the organism in Eukaryota, Metazoa, Mollusca, Bivalvia, Mytilida, Mytilidae.